Adineta ricciae is the source of this 4860-nucleotide messenger RNA. NCBI's taxonomy places the organism in Eukaryota, Metazoa, Rotifera, Eurotatoria, Adinetida, Adinetidae. The record is from the annotation of a GenBank genome assembly.
AUGGCGACAUCAAUGCAUCAUGAUCGUCGAGCAUCGACAAAACAAAAAACAAUUGCACCAAGUUAUGGUCCAGGCAACAGUUUAUAUUCCGCGACAGAAUCUUUAACUGCACAAGAUAUUCAAGAUUAUUUUCGCAUUGGUCCAGCACGACCGAACUCUACCCUUACCACUCCUUCAAGCACAAAUGAACGUAAAACUGUUCAAUAUCUUCGUCCAACAUCAUUCGAACAUCAUCAAAAAGAAAUGCAACAAGUUAAUAAGAAUAAAAUGGAUAUCAUUCCAUAUGCGACUUUUCAUGAAAAAAAACAAUUAUUACCAACGGAUCAAACAGCUUAUGCUCGAGACUUUCAACAAAGAUAUGACAAUGAAUUUUUACAGCGUUGGAAUAAAGGUGUCACAGGUGACAUUGACGGUGAAACAACCAUAAGUUCAUCAAGCCAACAAAUUGGAAGUACAACCGCGAGUUCAUCGACAACGAAUCGCUUCGCACAAUUAAAUCUCAUUCGUGAAUCUGAUCGUGAACGUAUGUCUGACAUAGAAGGUCAAACCGAUCCCGAUGGUGUGCCAAGUGAAGCUGAUAAAGAAGAAAUUCGUCAAAUAUUUGGUGUUUCACAUGCGCUCGAAACUUUAGAUGAUUACAAAGAAAUCAAACAAUGGAUUAAUCAAGAUACAACAUUACCUGUCUAUUCACAAAAAGAGAAAAUUCUAUCAGCAAUUGAAAAAAAUUCUAUAACAAUUAUUCAGGGAAAUACAGGAUCAGGAAAAUCAACACAAAUUCCACAAUAUAUCUUAGACGAUUUUGUAAAACGAUCUAAACCGGUGAAUAUUGUCGUCACACAACCACGUCGAAUCGCUGCUCGAUCACUUUGUGAACACAUUUCUUAUUCACGACAAUGGCCUGUGGGUCAAACAGUUGGUUAUCAGACAAGUCUAAAUCGACAACGUUGUGAAUUAACGAGAAUUUUAUAUUGUACAACAGGUGUUCUUUUGCAACGAUUGAUUUUAACGAAAACUUUACAAGAUUUUACACAUAUUAUUCUUGAUGAAGUUCAUGAACGUGAUCAAUCGAUGGACUUUCUACUAAUUCUAAUUCGAACAUUAUGGUUGAGAAAUUCACAAAACGUUAAAAUCAUUUUAAUGUCAGCAACGAUCGAAAUUGAUAAAUUAGCACAUUAUUUUCGUCAAGUUAUCGAUGGUCAAGUUGUUCCGGCAUAUCAAUUUCACGUUGGUGAUCGUCUUUUCGAUGUUCAAGAGAUGUAUUUAGAACAUAUUCAAAACUACGGUCUUUUACCUGAUCUAAAGUUAAGCGAAGCACGUUUAUCUCGCGAAGCUAUUGAUCUUUGUGUUAAAUUAAUCAAAAGUUUUGAUGAUGAAGAUAGUAUGGCUGGAUGGGAUCAUACGAAGAAUUUACCAAUCAAACGUGCAACUGUUCUCGUUUUUCUUCCGGGUUUGUUAGAAAUUCAAACUGUUCAUGAAGCCUUGCGUUUUCCUCGUGGAAAACCCGAUUCUGUCAAAUUCAACUUAGAUGAAUUAGAUGAAUGCGUGAAGUUUAAUUACGAGAUUGUUCCAUUACAUUCAGAUUUAUCGAUGGAUGAUCAAAUGAAUAUUUUUACACCAGUGAAAUCAACGUAUCGUAAGAUUAUUUUAGCGACAAAUAUUGCCGAAAGUUCAAUAACGAUUCCUGAUGUGCGAUACGUAAUUGACUUUUGUCUGAAUAAAGAAAUGGUUUGUGAUCCGGAAACGAAUUAUUCAUGUUUACAACUGGUUUGGGCAUCUAAGGCGAAUUGUGAUCAACGACGAGGCCGAGCUGGUCGUGUUGCUCAUGGGAAAUGUUAUCGUCUUGUUAAAUUACAUCUAUUCAAUUCAUUUUCAUCGUAUCAAAAACCUGCGCUUGUUCAACAAUCUCUUGAUCAUGUGAUUAUUCAAGCAAAACGAUUAAAUAUCGGUGAACCAAAAGCUAUUCUUGCACUCGCUCUAGAACCACCAAAUAUCAAUGAUAUUGAAAUAACAAUUCUCAAAUUAAAAGAACUUGGUGCAUUAACAAUUCAUAUGGGACAAGAUGAGAUCCGUCCAUUCGAUGGUGAUUUAACGUUUCUUGGCAAAAUUAUGGCUGCAUUACCUAUUGACAUCGAGUUAUCACGUUUAAUUGCAUUAGGGCAUGCGUUUGGUUUAGUUUAUGAAGCAGUAGUCAUUGCUGCAUGUUUAUCAACAAAAAGUAUUUUCAAAGUUUAUUACAAAGAUCGUUUAGCUGCUUACAAGAGUAAAUUUAAUUUUGCUUCGGGAACAUUUUGUGAUUGCCAUGCAUUUCUCAAUGUUUAUAAAACAUGGCUUUAUCAUGAAAGUAAUCAACAAUUUCGAACACAUGAUGCUGAACGUCGUUGGGCACAGUUGCAUAAUGUUGAUAUAAAACGUUUACGUGAAGUUCAUUUACUAAUCGAUGAACUACGAACACGUUUACGUCAGUUUCAUAUCUUCGUACCACGUGAUGUGGAAUCGGAGCAAAUUCAACGACGACGAAAUCCCAUAAUUCAACAACAAAAUUUACUCAAUCUUAAAAUUAUCAUCGCUGGUGCAUUUUAUCCGAAUUUUUAUAUUCGUGAACCGAUUCAACCGGAAGCUGUGGAUCGAGAACUGUCUUCGAAAGAUCCCUUGAGAACAAUUAUGCUUCGUAAUGUUCCCUUAAAUGAAGGAAUUUUAUAUCGAAAUCAAAUCGAACAACAACUAAAGACUUUAGUCGAUGUUGAAGAUAUGAAAAUUACAUUUGAAAAUACCAAAGCAUUAGUAGAAUUUGCUUCUCCACACUCCACACGUCAACUUGUGAAUCCAUCUGAAUUACCAAUUGAUCAAAUUGUUACAUCGACAACUUCACAUACAAAUAUUCUCCCAGCUGUUUAUUUUGCUGUUAAAGCGAGAAUGACAAAUCACAAAAUAAUUCUUCAGACAUUCGAACGAUCAGCUGCAUUGCAACGUGUCGAACGUCUUCGUCUAUACAUGUCCGGUGUUGAUAUUCAAGAUCAAAUGUUUGAUCGUGAACGAGAUCUGUUUGAAGAACAUCGCGAUGCUUUGCUUCAUCUAGCUCAACGGCAAACAACAAUAUAUUCAUUACCACAACAACGAUUGCCUGAUAUAAAAUGUCAAUAUAUAACAAUAAAUGUUUCAACUGUAGUCGAUGUUAAUCAUUUUUGGGCACAAUAUGCUGAUCGAGAAAGCAAUGCACAAAUGAAACAAAUCAACGAGAUGUUAUCACGUUCAUUAACACGUUUGGCAGCAACAUCUGUGGAAAUUGGAAUGAUGUGUGCUGCACCAUUCGCUCUCGUCUCACCACGAACAACAACACCUUCAAAUAACGAAAAUCAACAAAUUGUUAAACGAUACGAAUAUUAUCGAGCGAGAAUUACACAUCGUAUUGAUAAUGUGACUGUCGAAGUCUUCUUUGUUGAUUGGGGAAAUACUGAACAUGUUCCGAUCGAUCAACUACGUAUUCUCGAACCAACAUUAUUGAAAAUGGCUCCACUUGCGUUCGAGUGUCAAUUAUGGUCCAUUCGACCUAAUGUUGCACGUUAUCCUUCGAACAAUUGGCCUGUUCCAGCAUUAAACUAUGUCUGUUCGCUUAUUCUCGAACGACAAGUGGAAGCAGAGAUCAAAGCAGUUGCACGAAAUAUCGUCAAAUGUGAUAUUCUAUUAGACAUCCAAUCAACCCGAUCGCAUCAACAUUACAAUGAAAUGGGACGAAUGACUCUUCGACAAAGUUUGAUUCAAAAGGGUUUUGCUGAAACGGCAAAUGAAGAACAUGUCUUUGAACAUGAUUAUCGAAUACGUCGUGAUGCUCAACGUUUUAUUAGUCAUUCAAACGAUCUAUCAUCAACAACUGAUCCAAGUAACACAUCGCCACAGAUUAUCGAUGUACCCAAAGAACUAUGUGAAGUUUAUGAACGAAAGGAAAUUGGUCAACCUGUGACAUUAACUGGUGAAUGGAAAAUCAAGGGAGACGAUCGAAAAGCCAAUCAUUCAUCAUGUCAUUAUGCAACGAAAAUGCGACGUGUUCAGAUCGAUGGCGAUUCGAUCAACUCUGUUGGUUUAGAAGAAGAACAACAUUGUAAUUAUCGUCGUUUACUUGUCUCGUAUGGUGUUCAUCUUUCACAAACACGACAAAUUGUUUCACUCCGUCAUACAACAUUGAUGCCUUCGAUCCGUGGUCUACCCGCACUAAUUGCUAUGAUAUUUGCACCAACGAUUGAAUUGAGACUUGAUGAAGAAGGUCAAAUGAAAACUGGUGUUCUCUGUGGUUUAGGUUUCAAUCCAGUUACAAACACUUCUCUUUAUCCUGAUCACGAUAUCGACAUUGGAUUCGAUGUCCAAAUAUCGACUGAAGAUCUUGUUCGAAUCAACGAAAUUCGCAAACAAAUGAAUUUAGCAUUGUACAGUGCUGAAUCUGCUGGAAAUAGAGAUUUGAUGCGAUCGGUUCGACGAAUCAUUUGUACGGAAUUACAAAAAUUACUUGAGGCAAAACGACCACCAAGUCGAAACAAUUAUUUUGGAACAUUUCAAUGGAACAGGAUAAAUCCGGAUGAUCGUGUUCCGAAAAUGGCUGAAGAUGUUUCACCUGAUCAUCUUCGAUUGUUUCCACUUCAUGAUGAUGUGAUUACACGUACAGUCGAAAUCGAUGACGAAUAUCGUCUGAAAAUGAUGUAUCAUCUAAGAUGGCUACGAGAAAAGGCGACAAUCACAACAUUUAUAUGCCAAGUUACUUGUGAACUAUGUGAUAUGGAUUUUAAUUACACAUCAGAUUUAUUUGCUCAUUUAUCAUCAAGUCAACACCGUGAACUUGUUCGACAGCUUGAACUCAUUCAUUGCGUCUAG